Molecule: messenger RNA, 1281 nt
Organism: Paraglomus occultum
Lineage: Eukaryota; Fungi; Glomeromycota; Glomeromycetes; Paraglomerales; Paraglomeraceae
Source: the annotation of a GenBank genome assembly
AUGAAUGACAAUAAUAACGUAACUGAAUACUUGACAACCUCUUCGCCAACAACAUCUCCAUCCUUUCUUGUACUAUACUGGACAACCAUGUAUUCCUUCCUCAUAAAUAGUUUCCGUAAAGUAACCGAGCAACUACAGAACCUGGCCUCCAGCAGCUACACACCGUAUAUCUUGUCACCGGCUGAAAAUAGCAAGGGUAGCAAUAGCAAUACCGCCUAUUCUAACAUUAAUAAUGGCGAAAACGAUAGGCGAGCAUAUGCUGUUGACACACCGCGCCGAUCCCCGAGGAUCAGGUCAAGGAGACAAGAUCAGCAGAUUUCGUCCUCUUCAACAGUAACCAGCGUUACAAAACACUCUUCGACUCGUGCGAAAGGUCAGCAUAGACAGGCCACUUUGGCUUCCUCCAUACCCAGCACGUCGUUUCCUGCAUUCGCAAAAACCAAGACAUUAAUCCUGGACUUGGACGAAACCCUAAUACAUUCGACAGUGAGAGGUUCAGACAACGCGCAUAUGCUUGAGGUUAUGGUUGAUAGUCAUGCAUGUCUCUAUUACGUUCAUAAACGACCCCAUGUGGACUAUUUCUUAAUGAAAGUCGCUGAAUGGUACAAAGUGGUUAUCUUUACUGCCUCUAUGCCGGAAUACGCAGAUCCAGUAAUCGAUUGGUUGGAUCCAGACAAAAACUUGAUAACAAAACGGUUUUUCCGUCAGUCUUGCAUACAACGGGGUGGAACAUACGUAAAAGAUUUGACUUUGGUCGAGAAUGAUCUUUCGAAAGUGUGUCUUAUUGAUAACAGUUCGAUAUCUUAUUCACUGCAUCAAGAAAACGGUAUACCGAUUGAAGGCUGGGUGAGUGACCCAAAUGAUGAAGCCCUUUUGGAUUUGCUUCCGUUUUUGGACGCUCUCCGAUUUACAGAAGAUGAGAAGGGAGGUGGAAAUCCAGAAUUUCCGGCGCUUCGAAUUAUUAUUAUACAUCACGAUAGUAUAAACUCCCAGGAUACGUAUUCUAUGAUACCCCGAAAGAAAUUGCUCUCACGUAAAGUAACAAUGCUUCGUCGAAAUCCCACGCGCAUUCAUUUACGACCAGAGGAUGUCGAAUCCGUUGAGAAACUGCGUGAACUUUAUCAACAGAAGAAAACGCUUGCUAAGGGUAAACGCAAGGGCACUGAAAUAGAUCGAGAGAUAAUAUCGUUGCCCACUCAAGAUUCCUCGGUCAAUGAACAGUCACUUUCGAACAAUGACUUUACAAAGAGCGGCAUGCCGUUUGACGCUCGGAAGGCUUAA